CGAUUCGAUUCGAUCGGGUCGGGUACUAAGAAGAGGGGCUAGUUUCCUAGAUAAUGGGAUAAGAUAAUUCACAUAUGGCCUGGGAGAAGCGUCCCAAUUCCCUCCAUGACAACGGCUAUGUCUGCCAUUUUUGUGCCCCCCACUUCUUCACUCCCUUCCUCCAAUACACGAAAGAUAAACCUAAAUUCAUGGAAUAAGAAACUGGUCCAAUUCCGGACUCCCAAGUACCAGUCUAGGAAACCCCCGUCAUGCUCCGGUACUAAUGGCAUGGUGGUCCAAGGUGAUCGGAAUGCAAUGGAAUUACCAAUGAGUAUAGACGCUCUUCAACGUUUCAUUCGCCUCAAUUUGGGCAACUGGACCGGCUCUUUCCAUCAAUUUGAUGGUCAUGGCAAUUUGAUGCAUAAAAUUGCAACGAAGCUCGCGGUGAGCUCUUACGGUGAAGGUGAACUGAUGAGUUUAUUACAAACGUUAUACAUCAAACAACCUCUAUCUACCACUUCAUUUUCUGGUGAUGAUGAUGAACCGGAGUGGUUUGAAUACAAAAUCAAAGAGACCAACAUGUUUACGGUGGACAAAUAUCAACAGAUUGGCUUCUUCCCCAAGGAGAAGGCAUACGCCCUAAGAUAUCAGACUGCUGGCAUGUUAGAGACUGUUUUAAGACAGGGAGUGCUAGGUGAAGAUGAUAUUGGAGAAGAAUCACCAAGAAAUCUGAAGCUUCCCUCUAAACGGCCUUCUAUUGUAUGUGAAAAUUGUCUUUAUUCACUGGAGAAAGAUAGGCGAGUGAGAGCCUUCCAUAUAAUGGACCCAAACGGGAUACUGGAAAUGAUUCUAGUUUUCCUUGAAGAAAGAGGUAAUGGAGAGGUCAUUCCUCCCUCCUUUGACAAUUUCAAGGAGGAUUCGGAAAGAAUUCUGCCUCAUCUUGGAACUUGGAAAGGUCAUUCACGAACAACGCGUACUGGUGUUUAUGGAGGAACAAUUACUGAAGCAGAUACAACUGCUAUUCUUGAAAUGAACAAGGACGGCAAACUAGUUCAGGAUAUCACGUCUACUUCUGGUGCCACUAAUAUUACAACAAAUGUACAUUGGACCGGUACCAUGUCCAAAAACCUAGUGACAUUUGAUGGUGGUUUCCAGCUUACUUUGUUGCCUGGGGGAAUUUACAUGGGAUGCCCAUCUGAUGUGGCCAAGAAUGUGCAAGAAUCCACAGCAUUUCAUCUUGAGUUUUGUUGGCUUGAAUCGCCUGGCAAGAGACAAAGACUUAUUCGCACGUAUGAUGUAGAGGGCCUGGCUGUUUCAUCUACAUAUUUCAUUGAGUCCAAAGUCUGAGUUGUUUUUCCUGAUUCAAAGAGAGCUGCUUCUGGCACCACAUUUUGCUCCUGCAUGAAUCAUUUUACUGUGUACAAUCACCAUUGUUGUAGUAGUAUCAAUUGCAUCUACAUAUAAAAGAUCCACCGGAAGAUAAGAGUAAUUGUAUCACAUUUUUAUUUGGUUGGUGCUAAUAGAUGUUCCACAAAAUGUAUGUAGAA
Lycium ferocissimum is the source of this 1526-nucleotide messenger RNA. RefSeq lists its product as uncharacterized. Gene Ontology annotation, biological process: chloroplast fission. The transcript has 7 exons. The coding region runs from base 106 to 1326 and encodes 406 amino acids. The record is from RefSeq and is a predicted model, not a curated record. NCBI's taxonomy places the organism in Eukaryota, Viridiplantae, Streptophyta, Magnoliopsida, Solanales, Solanaceae.